AUGACUAUUCCAAUUGUGAUCAAAGAACUUUAUACUAUAAUUUGUCAAGGUGAUUCAUCAAAUGAACUUGAUGGACGUCUGAUAUCAUUACCUAAUGUUGAUGAAAUUCUUAAUUCGUUAUAUAAAAUAGAUGGUGAACAUAUUAGUUUACUUAUGUUAGCCAGUUUAUAUGGACAUGAUAAUGUGGUACGUAUUAUACUUUCUCGUUCUUCCAAUGUGAAAAAUUUAGUAGAACUCACUGGUAGAGUAUAUGACAUCAAUCGAAACCUUGUUUCAUCUGUUACUGCACUAUGGUGUGCUUGUGAUCGAGGUCAUUAUACAUUGGCUCGUACACUUAUUAAAGAAGGGAAAGCUAGUGUUGAUCGUGGCCCAGGAAAUCCAUUGUUGAUCGAUGCUGUGAUUAAAAAUCGUCUUAAAACUAUUAAAUUUUUAGUUAAAGAUAACUAUGUAAAUAUAGAUGGAACACAACAAAAUGCUUAUCCCAAAUACAAUAGUCUUAUGUUAUCUGCAUGUGAUGGCCGAACAGAAAUCGUUACCUAUCUUCUUAAAAAAGGUGCCAAUAUUGAUGAAAGAACGCCAAGAAGUCAUGAAACAGCUGUGGGAUGUGCUGCUAUGGGGGGUCAUUUAGGUAUAGUGAAAUUAUUAUGUUCUGCAGGUGCUUCUACAGAUAUGAAAAUUAAUAGAGCUAAAACAGCAAUAGCAUUAGCAUUAAGAUAUAAUCGUUUACAUGUUGUUAAACAUCUCAUAGAUGUUAUAAAACACGAAGUAGCUAUUGAAGAGCUCGAGCUAAUAGCUUGUUCAAUGAUUUUAUCAACGGAAUAUAAUAUAUCUAUGAAUCAAGCACAACGUACAAGUAUAAUCACUUUAAUACGAAAAAUAUUUCAAAUGACAAAAGAAAGAAAUUAUCCAGGAUCGAUUAUGGAACCAAUCAAAGCUUACAAUCAUCAACAAGAAUGUCAAACGAUAGAAGAAUUCGAUCAAAUUCAAAAUGAUCCUGAUCGUUUAUAUAUAGAAGCAUUACUUAUUCGAGAACGUAUUCUAAUGCCAAAGAAAGAUAAAGAAUUAUGUGCCCCAUUACUCGAACGAGGAGAAAAACUUAUUAAACAACGUAAUUUUGAAUCCUGUCUUCAUUUAUGGGAACAUACCUUUCAUUUAUAUCAAAACAUGGGUUAUGCAACUAGUCUUGAUCGAUUUGUUUGGGUCUUUUGUAAAAUGUUAAUUGCCAACGUACCUAUUCCUCCUCAAUUAUUUAUACAAAUAUGUCGUUUAACAUUGGAGCCUUCACAACAAAAUAAAAAUGAAAUGACUUUAAGAAAUGCCUUGUAUCUAGUGGCUAUUGCAGCAAAGAUUCUUGAACAACCAGUGUUUACUCAAGAAGAACGUCAAUCGAUACAUCGAUGGAUAUAUGAUUUCUGUCGUCAGCAACAUACAACAAUAAAUGAACAAACAUUAUUACAUUUGUGCGUUAAUGAACAAACAUAUCUAGACAUCAAUAAUCGAGCAUAUGCCAUUACGCAAAUCAUUAAUUUUCCAAACUUAGCUGCAACUCAACUCAUUCUCACCUAUGACAAUCAUUGGAUUAAUGUAGAUGCAGUAGAUUUAUUAGAUGGCAAUACAGCUCUUCAUAUCAUUUCUCAAAGUGAUAAACUCGAUGCCUUAUCAAUUAUCGAAUUAUUAAUAAAUGCUGGAGCACAUCUUGAUUGUCUGAAUAAACAUAAUAAAACACCAUUUGAUUAUGCUAAGACUAUCGAAAUGCAAACUCUACUUCAAAAACAACAAACACCUUCUUUACUAAAAUGUCUUUGUGCAAGACAUAUUGUCACCCAACAAUUACAAUACGAAUCAAUUUGGCCUGCAAAAGCACGAUUAAAUACUUUUAUAUAUUUACAUGGUUGUAUAGCGGAAGAUAUUAGAUUUAUCGGUGAACAUCCUUAG
Messenger RNA from Adineta steineri, 1935 nucleotides. NCBI's taxonomy places the organism in Eukaryota, Metazoa, Rotifera, Eurotatoria, Adinetida, Adinetidae. The record is from the annotation of a GenBank genome assembly.